AUUUGUAUUGUUUUGUUUGAUUUCUUUUCUUUUCAUGGUUUUUUGCUUUUCGAAAUGCGGCAUUUUUCAAAAAAAAAAACGUGACUUUUGGUUGAAUGUUGCUUUUUUACCAACAACAGUGUCGUGUUUUACUCAAUCUACGCACUUCUCAGCCAUUUGAAGAAGUACUGGAAGAUUUGGGUCAAGUACUGAAAAUUAAUGGCGCCAAGAAAAUGUAUACGGGCACAGGACAAGAGGUACGCAGUUUCUCCCAAUUGCGCAAUGAAUUUGCCGAUGUGGAUACUUUUUAUUUGGCCACUGGUACUGCUCUAAUUGCCGGCUCUCCUAUAAGACGUUCAAGGUCCAGGCCCUCGGUAAUGGCGGCCGCUCCUAUUUUACCAACAGAAGAUCUUCCAAAGGUUCCUUUACGUGGUGCUAGACCACGCAGUAAAAGUCGUCCUCGCAUAUUAUAUGCUCCUGAAAGUGAAAUAUUACGCACAAAUGGUGAAUACACCAUGUUGGAUAUGAUGAAAGAGGAUCCCACCAAAGUGACUAUAAGGGGUCUACGAAGAACAUUCUAUCCACCAGCACAUCAUGCACCAGCUGAUAAUACACCACCAGAUAAGAAACUACAAUUACAGUGGGUUCAUGGCUAUCGCGGCAUAGAUGCCCGUCGCAAUUUAUGGGUUUUACCUUCAGGCGAACUUUUAUAUUAUGUGGCCGCAGUGGCAGUUUUACUAGAUCGUGACGAAGAUGCCCAGCGCCAUUAUACCGGACAUACAGAAGAUAUUAUGUGCAUGGACGUUCAUCCUUCCCGUGAACUGGUGGCAUCGGGUCAAAAAGCCGGUCGAGAUCGUAAAUCGCAAGCUCAUGUACGUAUAUGGAGUACAGAAUCUUUGCAAACUUUAUAUGUUUUCGGAAUGGGAGAGUUAGAUACGGGAGUAACAGCAGUAGCCUUUUCGCAAUUAAAUGGAGGCAGUUAUAUUUUGGCAGUAGACAGUGGGCGUGAAAGUAUACUCUCGGUAUGGCAGUGGCAAUGGGGACAUCUAUUGGGCAAAGUGGCGACCUUACAAGAGGGCCUUUCUGGUGCUGCCUUUCAUCCUCUCGAUGAUAAUCUUAUAAUUACUCAUGGUCGCGGUCAUUUGGCCUUCUGGCAUCGUCGUAAAGAUGGUUUCUUUGAACGUACCGAUAUUGUUAAGCAGCCCUCACGAUCUCAUGUCACUAGUGUACAAUUUGAACCGGAUGGUGAUGUUAUAACAGCAGACUCGGAUGGUUUUAUUACCAUCUACUCGGUGGACUCGGAUGGUGCCUAUUUUGUGCGCACCGAAUUUGAGGCUCAUACCAAGGGUAUUGGCUGUCUGAUAAUGCUGGGCGAGGGCACUUUGCUGUCGGGUGGUGAGAAGGAUAGAAAGAUAGCUGCCUGGGAUUCUUUGCAGAAUUAUAAGAAAAUAGCAGAUACUAAGCUACCCGAAUCCGCUGGCGGAGUACGCACUAUAUAUCCCCAACGUCCUGGGCGCAAUGAUGGCAAUAUCUAUGUGGGCACCACCCGCAAUAACAUUUUGGAGGGUUCUCUCCAAAGACGUUUUACACAAGUUGUUUUUGGUCAUGGCCGCCAGCUGUGGGGUUUGGCUGCCCAUCCCGAGGAUGAUUUAUAUGCUACCGCGGGUCAUGAUAAACAUAUUGCUCUGUGGCGCAAGAGUAAACUUAUAUGGACCAUACAGACGGGCUAUGAAUGUGUCUCUUUGGCAUUUCAUCCCUUUGGUACGGCCCUGGCUGCUGGCAGCACUGAGGGUCAUUUGUUAGUUAUUAAUUGUGAGAAUGGCGCGGUGAUGCUGACGCUGAGAGUGUGUGGUUCGCCUAUUAAUUGUGUGGCCUUUAAUCAGGUUGGCGAUAUGAUUGCCAUGGGUUCCCAAAAUGGCAGCAUUUAUUUAUUCCGUGUUUCGCGCGAUGGUUUCUCCUACAAAAAGGUCAACAAAAUACGCGGUUCCCAACCACUCACCCAUUUAGAUUGGAGCAUGGAUGGCAAUUUUGUACAGACAGUAACCAUAGAUUUUGAUUUACUUUUCUGGGAUGCCAAAUCCCUUAGUCCCGAACGUAGUCCCAUAGCGAUGAAAGAUGUCAAAUGGUUGACAAGUAAUUGUACGGUGGGCUUCCUAGUGGCCGGACAAUGGAGUAAUCGUUAUUACAGUAAUAGCAAUACUAUAAUAGCCACCUGUAGUCGUUCGGCGGCACAGGAUAUGUUGGUUUCUGGCGAUGCUGAUGGUUAUAUACGUUUAUUUAGAUAUCCUUGCAUAAGUCCUCGUGCUGAAUUCCACGAGGCCAAAGUCUAUUCGGGCAUGGUGGCCUGUGCUCGUUUCUUGUUUGGUGAUCAAACUAUUGUUACUGUGGGUGGCACCGAUGCCUCUUUGAUGGUUUGGGAUUUGGUUGAAGAAUAGCUGAAAUGGCCACCAUGGCGUACAACUGUACAGUAUGAGUCCCGCUAUUCCGACUACUGGCGUCGUCGCACCUCCAAACAAUCCUCCACCAAUUUGGAUAGUGAUUCUUUGGAAUACCAGUAGUAGCCAUAGCCCCACAGCAACAAGAAGAAAAACCUCGUAUUGCAUUUUUUUAUUUAAAAACAACUAGACAAGAGGCUUUUUUAAAAGUAGUUUGAAAUUUGACAAAAAAACAACUUCCAAUUUAUAAAAAAAAAAAACUAUAUUUUGGAUAGAAAAUUUUACAAAAAAUAGAUAAAAAGAAAUUUUAAGAAUUUUAUGUUAAUUAUUGGUCUUCCUUUUUAUUUUCUUACAAGUCAAAAAAAGGCUUCCAAAUUCUCUAGCUUUUUUCUUUAGUUAAAUUUACGUCUUUUCUUCUGAUACUCUACUCCUCCUACUUUACAGACUAUAAGCCACUGGUGGACUUAAUCCUAACUUUAUAAACUAUCUUAAACUUACUCAGUAAUAAAUCUAAAAACUAUUUUUUAGACAUUUUUCAUUUAUACAUUUUUCAUUUUUCCCUUUUAGUUUUCGUUUCAUUUGUUAAAACAUAAAAACCAAUAAAAAUUAACAAAAUGUCCAUUUUAACAUCAAAUUUCAAUAUAGUUUUAAAUAAAAACAAAUUCCCAUUAAAAAUUGUAGUUGAAAUAAAACAACAAAAACACAAAGUGCACUUAAAUCAUUGAAUCCUUAAAAAAAAACAUUAAUAAAAAACUAUUAAUAACUUUUAAAUUUAAGUAACAAAUAAAUAAACUAAAAACAU
Lucilia sericata (common green bottle fly) is the source of this 3216-nucleotide messenger RNA. RefSeq names its product echinoderm microtubule-associated protein-like CG42247. The record is from RefSeq and is a predicted model, not a curated record. Gene Ontology annotation, cellular component: mitotic spindle. The transcript is spliced from 9 exons. Gene Ontology annotation, molecular function: microtubule binding. The coding region runs from base 96 to 2414 and encodes 772 amino acids. Lineage: Eukaryota; Metazoa; Arthropoda; Insecta; Diptera; Calliphoridae. Gene Ontology annotation, biological process: intracellular signal transduction; microtubule cytoskeleton organization.